GUCAAUCACAGGAUUACCACCUUGCUGAGGAGUGACAUCAGUUAAUUACACUUUUUCUUUUCUUCAUUACUUAGACGGUCCCACUUCUGGCUCUUUGUGACAUUUUUUUUUCUAUGUUAUCCACCAAAGCAUGUGUAGCAGCUGUAAUUGCAGUUUAGUCAUUGGAGUGGAAUUUUGCAAUGCAUCACGCGGCUCUGGGACUGAGUCAGUCUCAACCCUCAGCCACUGAAUGAAGCAUCUUCCAGGGGAGGAAGGCGCAGGGGCAGCCAGAGAAGUGACGGGCAGCUGGACCAAAAUCUUGCCUGCUGUGGCGGCGUCUGCGACUCUGGACAAGUCAUCCUCAUGCCACUUGUAAAUAUCAAAGUGGGUGAUGAUUGCACAGUUAGUACAGACAAGGCUUUGGCUGAUGGAAAGGCUCUGGUGGAUUCUUUGGUUAAGGUGGUGGCAUGUUACCGGCACUUGGCCUCAUGUGUCGGUGGGUGCACAGACAGUUUGCAGCUGCGGGAGGAGUUGCGGCAAACACGGGAGAAAGCCCAAACGUUAUCCGAGUCCAUCUGUGGUCAACUGACCUCACAGCUCCGAAACAAGAGACUGCCUGAGGGGCAGCGGAAGGAGAUGGAGCUCCUCUGGGUGGCCUUCUCCUCCAGUCUAGAGCUCCUCCAUGUUGACAUGUGCAAAGUUUUCAACGUGGCGGAAAUCUUCUCUCUGGCCAACACUGAUAGCCUGGUGCAAACUGGCCUACAAGGAGGAGGCAGUGAGGUGGCAGCGCGGGCCCUCAGUCUUCCAGACUUGAACCAAGCUCAGAGCCCAACCCUCCCUGCUGGGCUCGAGAACCAGGAGCGCAGCACCAUGGAGCAGGAGAUCAGCCAAAUUGACCACAUGAUCGAUGACAUGGAGAUGAAGGUCAACGUGAUGCGCUGGAUGGUGCAGCCCCAUGGGCCGCAGUACACAGACCCACUCAGCAGCACCGACAGCGCCUCCCUGGGUCUGUUCUCCGUCGAUGAGGAGCAGCCUGGACACCAGCCUCUAUGCCAGCGCAGUCAAAUCGUUGUGCUCUUAUUGAUGUUUGCUGUUGCUUUGGUGUCAGCCACUUUAUCCGUCUGUAUUGUCAUUUUUGCAUGAGCUAAACCUUAAUACACUCAACUUAUUGUAUUUCUUUCACAACCCCCGUAAAGCUCAGGAAUGCUGACACAAAUAACUACUGAGAACACAGUAUAGUUUUCUUUCCAUACUCAUUCCAUUUUGUAAUAGCUGCUAAAUUAUGUGCUAGUGCAUGAGAUUUGUUCAAGGAUACGCUGCAAUAAAUCUGGAUGCAAACCAGUUUUCCAUUUAUUGCAGUAACUAACGCUGCUAAACACUUUGAACUGUCUUUGUUGAACAAAAUGACAAUAAAAAACAUGGCCAGUGAGAUCUGGUUUAAAAUUAAAAUAGCAUAAAUGACAGGCGGUUGAUUUUACUUUACCUAAAUGUUAAAAUAAAACAAUAAUUCCCAUUGUUUUGUACAGUACAUUCUCCUUUCCUAAAAAAAACAAGUCAAAGUCAAAUUGUUUUCCUUGUUGCCAUUGAGAAGACAGGUGCUGAUGCUUUGUAGUUAAUAUUCUGUAAUAAGCAGAAUAUUCACUUCCAAUGACAUUUUUGAUUCAGUUUUACUUGUGUAUAUAAUAUUUGCUGUAGAGCACUGACAAUGUAUGGUUAUGCAUUGUAGAUGUAUUAACUUUGUUAUGAUACUGUUUUUCAUUAAUUUGACUAACACCUUGGUAAGUUUAUGCACAUUUAAAAGACAUUAAAUUACCCAUUCUACUAUU
This is a messenger RNA of Pseudoliparis swirei, 1805 nucleotides long. It is a transcript of the gene rgs9bp, whose product is annotated as regulator of G protein signaling 9 binding protein. Gene Ontology annotation, biological process: G protein-coupled receptor signaling pathway. Gene Ontology annotation, cellular component: neuron projection. The transcript has 3 exons. The record is from RefSeq and is a predicted model, not a curated record. NCBI's taxonomy places the organism in Eukaryota, Metazoa, Chordata, Actinopteri, Perciformes, Liparidae. Bases 343 to 1122 code for a protein of 259 amino acids.